AAUAAAUAAAUAGAAUAUUCAAUAGCUCUGCAAAACAGUUGAGAAAACUGAAAUUCGAUCACACGUCCAAAUGUUCGAGGCUCGUCGCACUCUAACGUCCAUUGUACACGACGUUCGCCGGCGACAGGACUUCAAAAGAAGAAGAAGAAGCGGCGCCUUGUGUAUAUAUAGAGGUACCGCAGGCUCGGCUGCGCUGUAGUUCACCAGCGAACGUCGUCGAUCGAGCAUCGCUCUCUUCAGGUAUACAGUAUAGCACCAAAGUAUAAGCAGCAUCAGGAUGUUGCGUUUCCUCGUCUUCGGCGGAGUUUUCGUCGCUCUGGCGACAGCUCAACAGCCAGGUGGUCGUGUUCUGGAGCCACCGAUUCCCGCUGCCUGUGCCCAAAGAACGAUUCAUGAACGUUUCAACGGCAAGGGCUACUUCUACUCGUGGGCGGAUCCACGCACUGCAGGUCAAGAGGUCGACUGGUUGACCGGCAGAAACUUCUGCAGACAGCGUUGCAUGGACCUCGUUUCUCUUGAGACUUCGGCCGAGAACGAGUUUAUCAAGAGCCGCAUCGUACAAAACAAAGUCAAGUACAUCUGGACAUCCGGACGUCUCUGCGACUUCAAGGGCUGUGACAGGCCCGACCUUCAGCCUCUUCAGAUCAACGGCUGGUUCUGGACCGCUGAGCUCCAGAAGCUCGCCCCCACGACCGACCGCAAUCAGAACGACUGGUCCGAGAGCGGAGGUAUUGGCAAACCCCAACCUGACAACCGUGAGGCCAUCCAAGGUGGAGCCCCCGAGAACUGUCUGGCUGUGCUGAACCAGUUCUACAACGACGGUGUCAACUGGCACGACGUUGCCUGCCACCACAAGAAACCAUGGGUCUGCGAGGAGAACGACGCGCUCCUGAAGUACGUGCGCUUCACCAACCCCAACAUCCGUGUCUAAAUCGACGAAUCACUUGAAAAUUUCGAUUUUCAAAGUCACACGUGGUUUCACUGGCGUUCGGUCACAAUCCAAUGAAGCGAAAUUGUAUAUCGUUCCAUUUACGGCUUGUGGCCAAUCGUUGAUGCGAGACUGACGAGUGACUGCAGAGGAUCUUUCGAAUAAGCUUCGACAUUCCGUCGGUCACUUUAUAAUGCCUUGUUUUUUUGAGGCAAAAACUCGUUAAAAUCGCCAUAGACGUGAGCCGCGACUGAGCAGACAGUUAUUUAUUUCCACGUUAACAGACAAGACAUCCUUCCCUCGUAGUAUUUAGUGGAGUGACAAUAAUCGAGAUAAAAUGAUAAAGUAUUUAUGUUGAAUGUGUGUUGUGGUUAUCAUUAACUAUUCUAUUAUAUUUUUGUAUAUUGAUGUAAUCUCAAGUAAAGAUAUAUAUUACACGCGAUUAUCAAUUGUAUAACGAUAGAAAUGUUUGUUUUUUUUUUGUACAAGAAAAAUCUUUAUUAAACAAAAUUAAUUAAUAA
Molecule: messenger RNA, 1449 nt
Organism: Nasonia vitripennis (jewel wasp)
Lineage: Eukaryota; Metazoa; Arthropoda; Insecta; Hymenoptera; Pteromalidae
Exons: 5
Coding region: 278-931 (217 amino acids)
Source: RefSeq, a predicted model, not a curated record